CGACACUAAUUUGUAAGCUGGAACUGGCUAUCCUUGUUUCUUUUGAUUUUUUGGCAGAGAUCGGAAAACCUUUUAGGCUGACCUAAAAAGCGGACAUCUUUUUGGAAAAUCCAAUCUUGCGAAAAUUUUAGAUCCUCGCUUAAUCUUGUUAUUUUAAAUUCGAUGGUCACUUUUAAUGCCUGAGAACAAACAUAGCUUGAGAGAAUUCUUGAGUUUCUUUAAAAAGGGAUUUAACGAAGAUUUAAAAAAUAGAUAUUCUUUCGUUUUUUUUUAUUUUUGUUAUUCUUCCUGCGUGUCCUGUAGCAGCCUUUUUAUCCCUUUUUCAUCCAAUCUCUAUUGCUCGGUAUCCCUUAUAAGCUCCGAGGCGUAGACAUAUUUUAUAUUCAUCGUUUUUUUCUAAAUUUAAUCUCUUAAAAAUUCAGCUGAAGCUCCGCUUUAUCUCUGAGCGUUGAAGUCUGGAAUUGUUUAUCAUUGUUUAUUAUCAGUUUCUUUUCAUUUAUUUCAAUCAACACAAAUAACACGGGAGGGGAAAUAAUUCCUAAUUCAUAAACUGAUAAUCCAAAUAAAAUUCAUUCACUUAUGUAGUGAAAAAGUCUAAACCAAAACUGCAAAUGGCGUUUCUUUUUUAUUCAAUCACAAAAGAGUGAAAUAAAAUAAAGUUUAAAAACUUAAAUUUUCUCCUUUGAAAGAAAACUUUUAUCCUCAAAUCGCUGAUUUGCAUUUCAUUGUUUUACUUUUAUUUUAAGAGCUUAUUUUCAAGCUGCUUUUUUCAAAGCAAUAGGCGAAAAAGGCGGAUUCUGCACUUGGUAAUAUUUAGUUUUAUGAAGUGUAUUUUAUGCUGUUGUUAAUUCGGACCGCCCUUUUAAACGCGAUCAAAUUACUUUUAUCCUUUUUAGAGGCAACCAUUUAAACAGAAAUCAAGAGAAAUCAUCGCAUACCAAAUUAAAUUUGUGACCGUCACUUGGAAUUAAAAAUUCAUUACUUGGCAAACACUUAGGCAAAUACGACUCCGUUAAUCAGCCGAAAUUUUACAGUACAGCUUUGCUUGUUUUUUAUAUUAUUUCGCUUUUCUAUUAGUAUUUCAGCUUCCUUUUAAUACACAUUUUUGCUAUAUUUUUGGGAAAAUUAAAAGUAAAAAUCGAUAAAUCAAUCCAAUCCGGUGAACGCAGAAAUAAAAGCAGACACUUUUCGCAAUUUCUUUCAAUCAUUUUUAGAACUGCUUUUCUUGGUUGGUUUAUUUCAGUUACUUCCGUAUUCCAUUACCGCAUUUCAACCAUUGGUAUAAUUUACUUUGAUACCUUAUCAGACAAUUUGCAAUUCAAAAGUUUGAACUUGCCCCUCUUAGACCAGAAAUUAUCGCGACAGCGAAAAUCUUCAAAAGCUCUUUGAACACUCUUAGCUGCUUUUUGCUAGUGAAGUUUAUAUAUAAUUGAUACAUUUAUUACCAUUUUUCUAAAACUAAUCAUACUUUACAUUCAAUCAAAGAAAAUUUUUUCAAAUAAAAUUAUCAAAUUUCCAUUUACGCUAAAAAAAUUUGCACCUUUUGAAAGAAAAAAUUAUUCAAGAUCAAAAAGUCACCAUGUUUAACAACAGUAGUUUGGUUGAAAAUGAACAUGAAGUUCCUUUUUAUAAACAUCCUGCAAUUGAAUUUACAAUUUACUUCGUGAAAAUAACAGUCCUCUGCCUCGGAAUUUUGGCCAAUUUGGGAGUUGUUUUGACAGUUAUUUUCCACAGUUGUCCUCGUAAACAUGCGGCCUUUGCAGCCGCCAGUCUCUGUGCUUCGAACAUCUUCUACGGGUUGUUCAUCCUGUUCUACGCUACGCCCCUCCGCUUCUCAAGGACGUUUCAGGGCAUGAUGAUGACCUCUCGGCUGUACUGUCACGUCACUCAGAUAGGAUCGAAUGUUCCGAAGACGUGGAUUGUGGCCCAUCAUGUGUGGAUUGCAGUGGACACUUUCUGGCUGAUCAAGAAACCAUUUCAAUACACCACCCUCGUCGCCAAAUACUUCAAAGCUGCUUUUGGCUUCAUUUGGAUCGGACUGACUGUAUGUGACGUCAUUUUCCAGACAGUCACGAUGUGUUUCUACGAGUCGUUUUUCCACGACGUUUACAACUACAAAAACCCCCCCACGAGCAUAACUCCCGAAAUAAUCAACAUCAUCAUCAACUUCGCUCUCUACAUUUCCGCUUUCAUAGUAGUAGUGUUUCUCUACUUCUACGUAUUCCAAGAAGCCCUCAAACGAGCACGAGGCAUCAAAAUUACGUCAUCCGUUUCGGCUCCGGCGCCGAAACUGGAACGAGAGAGUUUAACCGGAAAUACGGACACUGAAAACGAACAAGAGGCUUACAAGAAAGAACUGCGUCUGCUUUACGGGUUUGUAGCGCUCAUCACCGGAACAAUUUUUUUUAUAAUUGCACGCAACUUCUAUUACGGUUUUUGUUUAUACAUCGGAUGCCAGAAAAACCGAGCAAGAAACGAUUUUCUAGUUUCAAUUACGACUUCUAUAAUGCUCUCUUUGUUGAUUUUGUUCGCCCCCUACACCUAUUUCUACAGAAACCCACUUUUCUGGAAAUGUUUCCUGAAAUUCGUCAAUAAAGCCUGCCCGCGACUCGCUAGGUACUCGGCACAGCUGCGACAACAAACAAACGGCUAUACUUCGUCGGUGAGAGCGACCCGAAAUGCUUCGGCACGUACGACGAACAAUGAUUUGUGCAAUAAUGCCAAGGCAGUUGAGCGAAACAACGGAAAAGAUAACCCUGAUAAAAUCGAGGAGCAUAUCGAAAUGAAAGAAACUAGCGCUUAAUGAAAAUAACCUAAUUAUUAAUUAUGUUGAACUUUUUGUCAUUUCUAGUCAAAUUAUAUAUUUAUUUUGAUGCCAAAAAAGAAGCUUUUAUAUGCCACAGAAAAAGAGUGAAUUUCACGUUCA
Messenger RNA from Symsagittifera roscoffensis, 2926 nucleotides. RefSeq lists its product as uncharacterized. Gene Ontology annotation, biological process: G protein-coupled receptor signaling pathway. Gene Ontology annotation, molecular function: G protein-coupled receptor activity. Bases 1580 to 2803 code for a protein of 407 amino acids. The record is from RefSeq and is a predicted model, not a curated record. Lineage: Eukaryota; Metazoa; Xenacoelomorpha; Acoela; Convolutidae. The transcript has 3 exons. Gene Ontology annotation, cellular component: plasma membrane.